AUGGAACGAAAGAAACUAGUGGAGCUCAAGACACCAGCGGAAUCAAAGAACCUUGUCUUGGUGUUGGUGAAUGGAGAUUAUCCAAGUGUUGUAUACGAUGAAGAUGAUGGUGUGAGGGUGUACACGUUGAGGUGUCCUUUACAACAGAAAGCAUUUAUCAAAUAUCUACGACCAGCAACUGUGAUACUUCAAUUCCACACAUUGACGGAACUUCAACAGUUGCUAGAUAUGCAGCUACAAAAAGUGAUUGUGUCAAUCGAGCCUGGAUUAUUAACCCUUACCGCUGAAUCCACAAUUACGUUCCAGUUGAUACGAUAUUUAUGUCAAAAGUAUGAAUGUGACUUGAUCUGCGCCAGGGAAUUCGACAUUUCAGAAGUGAAGCGAAUAAUUGAACUUGACUUUCCCAUCGAUCCCACAUGUGGUGAAUCUUUGUAUAUACCACAUAGCUGGGACAGCUGGGGUAAGAUUGUGCUUCAUGGGAGGUCAGUUCAGGAGUGGGCUGGUGUGAUUCGUAGUGAAGAAACACUUGCGCAACUUGAUGACACUCGAUUGGAUGAUUAUUUAGAGAAAUAUGUGAAGACGGUUGAAGUAGAGGAGCCUGUUAGAGUACCACAGACCAUGGAUGAGUUUGUACGAGCUGUGUAUGAAGAAAAAAUAAAUUAG
Molecule: messenger RNA, 663 nt
Organism: Lodderomyces theae
Lineage: Eukaryota; Fungi; Ascomycota; Pichiomycetes; Serinales; Debaryomycetaceae
Exons: 1
Coding region: 1-663 (220 amino acids)
Source: RefSeq, a predicted model, not a curated record